AUGGGUUUGCUCGAGUGCUGUGCCAGAUGUCUUAUUGGGGCACCUUUUGCUUCGCUGGUUGCCACUGGCUUGUGCUUCUUUGGAGUAGCGCUGUUUUGUGGCUGUGGGCACGAAGCCCUCACAGGCACUGAGCAGCUCAUUGAGACCUACUUCUCCAAAAACUACCAGGACUAUGAGUAUCUCAUUGACGUCAUCCACGCUUUUCAGUACGUCAUCUAUGGCACGGCCUCCUUCUUCUUCCUCUACGGAGCCCUGCUGCUGGCUGGCGCCGUCCGGCAAAUCUUCGGGGACUACCGGACCACCAUCUGUGGCAAGGGCCUCAGCGCAACGUUUGUGGGCAUUACCUAUGUCCUGACCAUCAUCUGGCUCCUGGUCUUUGCCUGCUCCGCGGUGCCUGUCUACAUAUACUUUAACACUUGGACCACCUGCCAGUCCAUCGCCAACCCCAGCAAGACCUCAGCCAGCAUUGGCACCCUGUGUGUGGAUGCCAGGAUGUACGGUGUCCUGCCCUGGAAUGCUUUCCCUGGAAAGGUGUGCGGCUCCAACCUGCUCUCCAUCUGCAAGACCAGCGAGUUCCAGAUGACUUUUCACCUCUUCAUCGCGGCCUUCGUGGGGGCGGCUGCCACACUAGUCUCACUGCUCACCUUCAUCAUCGCCGCCACCUACAACUUUGCCGUCCUCAAGCUGAUGGGCCGAGGCACCAAGUUCUAGCCCGUGUGGUAGAGCCCAGCCAGACCCAAUGCCCUUCUUUUCUCUAACCCCAAGGCUUUAACACUGCAGCCACCCGACACCAGGUCUCCUGCGUUAACUGCCUUCGCUGCUGACUCUCCUCCUCUUCUUCCCUCACAUCCAUUGUGCUGAGCAUGACCAGGAAGGAGAGCUUCCCACCAAUGGACACCUCUUCAUGCACUUUUCUCUCUCUGCUCAUCCAUAACUGGCUCACUGUAGGGCCAAGUCCAUCAAAACCAGCCAGAGAAGAGGAGGGACUUACUCCAGUGUCCCAAUGUUGCCUAGGGAUGAGCAAAGGCCUUCAUGCUCCAGGGAGGAGAAAAAUCCGUGUAGGUUGCUCCAUGAGUAGCAAGAGUCUACCUAGAGAGAAAAGGAAGUUGGCCCACUCCUCGUACCAUUGCUAGAGACUCUCCUGGAGCUGUCUGCUGUCACCACCCAUGGAUGGAGUAUAAGAGAAGGAUUUUUUUUUCCCUUAGUAAAGAAAGAUG
Messenger RNA from Tauraco erythrolophus (red-crested turaco), 1217 nucleotides. The record is from RefSeq and is a predicted model, not a curated record. NCBI's taxonomy places the organism in Eukaryota, Metazoa, Chordata, Aves, Musophagiformes, Musophagidae.